UUCUUUGCUUUUAAUCUUGCCCAGCUACCUUCUUCAGGAACUACAUGACUUAUUAAUAAAUGUAUUUAUAACACUGUAGUGUUCAUUAUAUAAGGUAAAAGUGUUUUAAGAUUUUAUAGAAUAUUGCUGCAUUAAAACCACCAUUAUGCCAAUUUCUCCCAUAGGUAUCAGCUUGCAUUCCUUUUUUCAAAUGGACUAGAAAACCAAAGAAAAUCUUGUUUUAUUGCCAUUUUCCAGAUCAGCUGCUCACACAGAGGAUAUCAGCAUUGAAAAGGAUCUACAGAACACCAAUUGAUUGGCUAGAAGAGAAAACAACCGGCAUGGCAGACUGCAUUCUUGUAAACAGUCAUUUCACAGCUAAUGUUUUCAAGCAAACAUUUGCUUCUUUAUCUCACAGAGAAAUAUAUGUUCUCUAUCCAUCACUAAAUAUCAGCAAAUUUGAAAGCAAUGUUUUUGAAGAUUUGAGCAACAUUGUUCCUAUGAAAAGAAAACAUGUUUUUCUUUCUGUAAACCGAUAUGAAAGAAAGAAAAAUCUAGAUCUUGCACUUAAAGCCUUUUGUGAUCUUCGUGAUAGACUAAAUAUGUUGGAAUGGGAAAAAGUUCAUCUCAUAAUAGCUGGAGGAUAUGAUGAAAGAGUCAAAGAGAAUGUUGAGCAUUUUCAGGAACUACAUGAUCUUACUGCUCAAUUAGGUAUAGGUGAUCAUGUAACAUUCUUAAGAUCUUUUUCUGAUGAGCAAAAACUUAACCUUCUCUAUAAUUGUAUAUGUGUACUGUACACACCAAGUAAUGAGCAUUUUGGAAUCGUUCCCAUAGAGGCUAUGUACAUGCGAAGCCCGGUAAUAGCUGUUAAUUCUGGUGGUCCAUUAGAAUCUGUUGUGAAUAAUGUUACAGGUUAUCUUUGUCAGCCUCAGCCACAUGAAUUCUGUGAUGCCAUGGAAAGAUUUGUGAAAAACCCAAGUCUUAAAAUUACAAUGGGAAAAGCAGGACAUGCAAGAGUUCUAGAAACAUUUUCUUUUGAAGCAUUUUCAAGUCAGAUUUAUCACCACAUAUGCAAGUUAACGCAAUGUAAAUAAUGUUUAUUGAAAAAAGCCAGAUAUGUAAAAUCCUGACAGGUGUAAUGACAUGUUAGCAGCUGAUGGUGCAUAGAUCAUUUUUUUUGGACAAAUACAUAGAGUAAAAUUUUUGCAAAUGUGCAUUUUCACAACACAGGUGAUAUUUGUUAAAUGUCUCUAUAUUAAAUGAGUUAAAUUUGACUUUAUUCGUGACCAUUCACCAGUAAAUUAAAUAAAUUAACCACAUUAGGUUUAAUUCAUAUUAAGAUUGUGAUUAACAAAUAUAUAUUCCUGAAGAUUUGGUCCUUCUUAUUGAUCCAGCUUCUCUUCUGUGAUCUAUGACCAUCAAGAUUAUUUACUAAAGUGCAACUUGUUGGGAAUUCAGAGUGAUUUUUUUUGCCAAAAAGGUCUAUGCGUUUAUUUGGCCUAAAAUGUAAAAUUAGUUAGAAUUUUUGAUGAUUCUAACAAUAAAUAACCUGAACUUUGUAGAUAUUUCUGGUGGAGUUGUCUAUUUAUAACUGUUGCAAGUCACCUGCAUAGCGAAGACUGUACCUGUUUCAUCUCUUUUGAUUUGUCCAUAUACCGCCCUAUUACUCCAAUGGCUGGGCAAUGUUUCUUCUUAUUAGCAUUUAUAUAGUGCCAACAAAUUCUGUAGCGCUUUACAAUAUUAUAGGAGGGGGAGAUUUAACAAUAAAUGAGACCAUUACAAAAAUUUACAGGAACAAUAAAUGGGAAAGCUUUGGAUUGGCUAGAAAUCGCCAAUUUUGAUGAUGUCACCAAGGAGGCCCCAAGCGGGGCUGGAAAUAAGGUGAGUUUUCAUCUUUUUCUAAGGGGGGACAAGCCACCUAAAUGGUGGAUUAAACAUGUUUGUGAUCCGGACCCUAUAGUGUUCCUUUAAAGAGACAAGCUAGGUUUAAAUUGACUGUUACACUACUAGCAGAAAGUUUUUCUAAAUACCUUUGUUUUCUAUUGCAAGAACAUUAAAAUAUCAAG
Molecule: messenger RNA, 2045 nt
Organism: Pelobates cultripes (western spadefoot toad)
Lineage: Eukaryota; Metazoa; Chordata; Amphibia; Anura; Pelobatidae
Source: the annotation of a GenBank genome assembly